Toxotes jaculatrix (banded archerfish) is the source of this 1325-nucleotide messenger RNA. RefSeq names its product NADH:ubiquinone oxidoreductase core subunit S7 (gene ndufs7). NCBI's taxonomy places the organism in Eukaryota, Metazoa, Chordata, Actinopteri, Toxotidae. Gene Ontology annotation, biological process: mitochondrial respiratory chain complex I assembly; electron transport coupled proton transport; aerobic respiration. The transcript has 8 exons. The record is from RefSeq and is a predicted model, not a curated record. Gene Ontology annotation, molecular function: quinone binding; NADH dehydrogenase (ubiquinone) activity; 4 iron, 4 sulfur cluster binding. Bases 26 to 685 code for a protein of 219 amino acids.
GUCUCACGUAACCAGAAUCCCAAAGAUGGCGGCGUUAGUGGCGCCUCGCCUGGCCAUGUUUGGCUCCUUUUCAACAAGGCCUAUUACAGUUUUUGCUGUUCAGCAGAAGAGUUUGCACAGCAGUGCUAAAAGCGAGAAUACCAGCACAAGUGUGGUUCCAGUCAGAGAGAAGAGCACUGCAGUGGCAGCAGCCAAGCCAGCAUCUGUAGCCAGCAGCAAAGGGGAGUAUGUUAUCACCAAGCUGGACGACCUGGUUAACUGGGCGCGCAGGAGCUCCCUGUGGCCUAUGACCUUUGGGCUGGCAUGUUGUGCGGUGGAGAUGAUGCACAUGGCAGCGCCCCGUUAUGACAUGGACCGCUUCGGAGUCGUGUUCAGAGCAAGUCCCCGACAGUCUGAUGUCAUGAUCGUAGCAGGAACCCUGACCAAUAAGAUGGCUCCGGCUCUGCGUAAGGUGUACGACCAGAUGCCUGAGCCCAGAUACGUCAUUUCCAUGGGAAGCUGUGCUAAUGGAGGAGGCUACUACCACUACUCCUAUGCUGUCGUCAGAGGUUGCGACCGAAUUGUACCAGUGGACAUUUAUGUUCCAGGUUGUCCCCCCACUGCUGAGGCUCUCCUCUACGGGACUUUACAGCUGCAGAAAAAAAUCAAAUGUGAAAAGAAGAUGAAGAUCUGGUAUCGGAAGUGAAUGUGUAAUAUGUAUGCGUGUAUCUGGUAUGUAAAUGUUGUAUUUCUGGUUUCAUUUGGAGCACCGCUCCUCCUCCAUGUAGAGCUGCAGGAACUAACUUCAAUAAAAUCAUUGUGGUAAUUUACAGACAGUUCAGUGGCGCUUAUUUUCAACCAAACACAGCUGCUGGCACUGAGUGCAGUUUCUCUGCAUCUUUAGAUCAGUAUUAAUAUCUGUAAACUGUUUCUGUAAGAGGAGAAACAUAUACAAGCUUGUUACCCACAAGGUUUGUGUUUGUGUCAGAAUUUAAACCAUAAUUUAAAUUGAAUUCAUCUUUAUUCAAGUAGCCAUGUGUGUGGCUUUUCUCAUUUCUAAUAUGAGACUCAAUCAGACUGCAAUAUCUUAAAUAUUAUUUUCCAUAAGCUGGCUUACAUGAAAAUGCAUUACUGUAACAUCUGUUGUGUCAUUAAAUGUUGUGACCGCAAGAGUGAGGUUUGAGCCACUAGGUGGCUCCUGUGAUUCCCAACUCUGACCUUCACUGUUCUGUCCAUACUCAGCAGUGGUUAGAAGUAAAGUGCAUUUUUAUUUAGUUCAUUAUGUUGGAACACUGUGCAAACCAAUAAAAUAUCAGGUCAUUUGGUUUGAGGUGAAUUUCCUCUGA